This is a messenger RNA of Cryptomeria japonica (Japanese cedar), 1191 nucleotides long. RefSeq lists its product as uncharacterized. The transcript has 2 exons. The record is from RefSeq and is a predicted model, not a curated record. Lineage: Eukaryota; Viridiplantae; Streptophyta; Pinopsida; Cupressales; Cupressaceae. Bases 161 to 1087 code for a protein of 308 amino acids.
CUGUGAUUGCGACCUUAGGGCGUGAGGAAGUCCUUAUAUAUUUUAUGCUCCCUCAUACAUUCAGACCGCACACAGAAGAGAAGCUUCCAAGCAUAAUAUGGCACAUAAAUAAAAACAGCUCUUUCUCUUCAACAAAGUCAUUUUAAAUAACAGAUUUGAUAUGGGUGAGCGUUGUAGAGAUCAUGGAUAUUACGAUGCAGGGGUGGGCAUUUGUUCUGUCUGUCUUACAGAGCGUUUAGCCAAAGUUGCCCAAAACAAGAAUCUUGCUGAUAAUAACAAUAAUGUGUACGUUCAGGCUGCCAAUCUGGAGAGAGUACCCGAGUCUUCUUUUGAAAGAAAUCCAUCUGUUUGCAUGGUGGGCAAUGGCGGCACGAGGAGAAGAAGUAACAGUUUAUCAGCUCUCUUCACCAGUGAUUUUCAGGCCUCAGAAGGCAGAGCAAAUGGCGGCGCCGCCUUUUCAGAUAAGGAAAAGUUCAUCUGUCUGGAUUUUCAGCAGAGGGAGAGCAAAUCCAGUUCUUGGGUUUUUUCUUCUCUGCUGAGAAAGUCGAAGUGCAAGGAAAGAAACAGCUUUUCCGGGAGGCCUUCUCUGGACAAUGUGUUGAGCAAAAAAAUGGGGGCUUAUGAAAAAGAGGUGGUAAGAAGACAGGAAGCACUGAAAGCAGGGGGAUGGGAAGUUCAGUUGUGCAGUGACUGUGAUGCCGAGGAAACAGGGAAAGAAAAGGAGGUGGAUUAUUACUCUGACUCCUCUGUUUCGACCAAGCAUAGGAUCCGAAGCCUUUUCAGGAAACAAAAAUGCAAGGCAAAUUUGCAGGGUGUUUGUAAGGAGAAGAAGAAUCCGAGGGUUGCCAACUGUGUGCUGGCUGGAGCAGUUGAAAAUGGCGGCGCUGAUCAUUUUGGUGUCAGGAAGUACACAUCUUGGACAAAAACUCUGGCGAGUCCUCUGUGGAAGCCUAAAUCAGGCAGGAAAAAGGAUGUUUCAAUGGCUGCUUCUUCUUUUGCCUGCACUUCCAGCCCUCUCAGGCAAGGUUCUUCCUCUUCACUGUGGUACAGUCAGAAAGCCCACUGUAAUUCAUCUGCAAGGAAAUGAGAUCUGUGAGGCAGGAGGAAAAGGGAUAUGUGCAUUUGCGUGCGCUGGUUCUGACAGAGACUCUGUUUUCAAAAGAAUAUUAAGAAAUUGCGCUUUCGUUUUUA